Owenia fusiformis is the source of this 903-nucleotide messenger RNA. Lineage: Eukaryota; Metazoa; Annelida; Polychaeta; Sabellida; Oweniidae. The record is from the annotation of a GenBank genome assembly.
ACAUUGCAUGUGUGCCUUAUAUUGGUUGAAUGAGAUAAGCAAAAGAUGUUUAAACAAUAACAUAUAUGAUUCUGAAAACAUACCAUACCCAUUCACAGAGUUAGCAGAUAUGGAUAAUUGUAGACAGAUACUAUUAUCCAAAUAUAUACUCGAUGUAAAACAACGUAUACUUGAUAAACCAGAUUCCAAAUUAAAUGAAAUGAUGACUUUAUAUAUCGAAGCGGUAUUUCGAGAAUUGAAAAGCGCAGAAUUGCGUCAAACGUUUUCAUGCUUUUGGGUUUAAUAUUCAAGAAGUAUGGGUCAUUUUAAAUGUAGAUUCUGUACAAAACUGUAUACAAAGAAAAAGAACAGAGAUCGUCAUGAACAUGUUGAACAUAGAAAAAGAAGGGUAGUAUGUUCCAAAUGUUGCAAAGAAUUUACUCGAAACUAUAAUUUAAAGUGUCAUCUAGAGAAAUGUAAUAUUAGUACUAGUCUACAGACAAGUUCUUCUACUUCAGAAUGUAAUGAUGUUUCAGCAGAACAAUUCAUUACGCUGGAUCCAUCACCUUGCGAUGAUAAUGACUGUCUGACAGUUAAUGAUUUUGAGAAAUGUGAGGAAAUAGCGGCCGAUUUAUUAAUUAAUCCUCCAGAUGAACAAACGUUACAGAAUGAUGUUGAUAUGAUAUUGGAUCAAGCUGGUUAUGGGGACAAUGAUGCUGAUAAUUUUAACCAACAACCAUACAUAAAUCCUGACGGAUCUGUGGAUGUACAGUUAAGAGACAUUUAUGAAGCUAAUGAACAUAUUAUAUAUGCACCUCAUAGAAGAGGUGUUGUAUCACACGAGUAUAAUUUCCAUAUUCCCUCUGGUAGAAUAGAAAUGCGAGAUAUGGAAAAUCAAUUAGAAGAGAUAUACUUAAAUGAAUC